This is a messenger RNA of Drosophila takahashii, 718 nucleotides long. RefSeq lists its product as uncharacterized. The record is from RefSeq and is a predicted model, not a curated record. NCBI's taxonomy places the organism in Eukaryota, Metazoa, Arthropoda, Insecta, Diptera, Drosophilidae.
AAUAUAAAAAAAACUCAUCCACAGAGAUAAACCUCUUUUUAGAACCACCUUUUAAAAUGGAAGAGGCGCAGGAGCGGAAAACCAUGAUCCAGGAAAAGAGAAAAUUAAUGGGAGACAAGAGGAUGAGCAUGGGAAUGAAGUCAUUCUACGCUUCUUUUAUUGGGAGCAUUUUUCGAAUGAGCGACGAGCCGCGAAACUCGUUUUCAACCAUGUUCAAGCGGCACAAGGCUGAUAGCAAAUAUGUGGAUGUUAAUUUUCAUGCUGAAGCCGAUGAGGAGUUCGUGCCUAUUUAUCACACUGUAUUCGAUGACGACAGGGACCCCGUGCUUGAGCCCACUUUCGCAAAACACCGCAUACCCCUGCAAAUUCGAUGUCUGGAACGUUAUCACAAUUCUAAACUUGGCUACGCCCAGCAGUUCAAGCGGGAAAUACAACUCUUGAUUGACAAUCAGCCGACGGCCGAGGACGCCUGGCAAUUCGUAAGGACCAUGGCUUAUACCACACUUUGGCCGCCGCUUCACACGAGAAAAGAGCUCAAGAUUUUUGAAAAGGACUUUUGCAAACUGUCUCCUGCUGAACAGAAUCGCUACAACAAAAUAAUGGCGACAAAUUUUACUUAAGUGCUCGAAUGUCAAAUAUCUUAUCUAAGUAAGAGAAGGAAAAUUGCCAAUUAAAUUUAUAAAUGUCUUAAAAUUUUUAAUAAAAAUUGUAAACCAUU